AAUACAAAGACCCCCGGUUAAACACGUUACUCAAUUUGGAUCUAGCGUUCUAUAAAUACGCGUAGGCCUGACGUCGAUAGAAACUCCAACUUCUUUUUCUCUUAUUCUCUUUGUUACAAGGAGAAGAGCUCUUCUUCUUCUCAAAUCAUUUCUCUCUUCUUCAAGAAAACUUGAAAAAUGGGAUUGUCAUUCACGAAGCUGUUUAGCCGGCUAUUUGCCAAGAAAGAGAUGCGUAUACUUAUGGUAGGUCUCGAUGCAGCUGGUAAGACCACUAUUCUUUAUAAGCUCAAGCUUGGAGAGAUCGUUACAACCAUUCCUACGAUCGGGUUCAAUGUGGAAACAGUGGAAUACAAGAACAUCAGCUUCACUGUCUGGGAUGUUGGAGGUCAGGACAAGAUCCGUCCUCUGUGGAGACAUUACUUCCAAAAUACACAAGGACUCAUUUUUGUGGUUGAUAGCAAUGACAGGGACCGUGUUGUUGAGGCUAGAGAUGAGCUGCACAGGAUGUUGAAUGAGGAUGAAUUGAGAGAUGCAGUGCUUCUAGUUUUUGCUAACAAACAAGAUCUUCCAAAUGCUAUGAAUGCUGCUGAGAUAACUGAUAAGCUUGGUCUUCACUCUCUCCGUCAGCGUCACUGGUACAUCCAGAGCACAUGUGCCACAUCUGGUGAAGGACUUUAUGAAGGACUUGACUGGCUCUCAAACAACAUUGCAAACAAGGCAUAGAGAUUUAUUAGUUAAAGGUGCAAGAACUUGAGUUUACUUCUGCGAUUAAGAUCUCCAGCAUCUGGUUUUCUUGCCUGCAUAGAUUUUCAUUGCUCGAGUGUAUUAUUUGUUUUAAAAAAGAACUGCAGUCUAUUACUGAGGAAUAAUUUGAUUUUUUUUCCCCAUGUAUAACCAAAUAGUAUUGUUUAAAGUUUACCCUUCUGAUUGUGAAGUUAAUUUGAUUAUUUUAAGCUACCUAUUUACAUGUUUGUCUA
Medicago truncatula (barrel medic) is the source of this 977-nucleotide messenger RNA. Its product is annotated as ADP-ribosylation factor. Lineage: Eukaryota; Viridiplantae; Streptophyta; Magnoliopsida; Fabales; Fabaceae. The record is from RefSeq and is a predicted model, not a curated record. The transcript is spliced from 7 exons. The coding region runs from base 178 to 723 and encodes 181 amino acids. Gene Ontology annotation, molecular function: GTP binding; GTPase activity.